AAUAUAAAUGUAACCACAAAUCUGCGAUUUUUUUAAUUAAGGAUUUUCUAAUGCUUGAAACCAAGCCAGGAGGCUGAAAGUCCAAGUUAAAAUAGCACAUAUAAUUAUUAUGUUUUGAAAAAAUUGAAAAUAUUAUUUUACUUACCUACCUGAUUAUCCUUCCUACCAUUGCUUUUAGUUGACUGGUAGUUUUGAAACUCUCAAUACCCUUACCAUGAACUUCCCCACACAUCUAAUGGUCUCAGUCAUGGAGAAUCCCAAACUAACAUUCCCAGAAGCCCAGGAAGAGGAUGAUGACCAAAAUUCACGCACUUCCACAGAAAUCUGUACUCAUCUUCAUGCCGAGACUGAAUCUCUUCACCUAUCUAAGUCGUUGGCCAAGGAAGAAAGUCUGACUCUUCUCCAGAAUGAAAGAAAUGUGGCAGUCACUCGCUAUUCAAAUUCAAUCAAACUCAUUGCUGAACUUUCCAGCGAAAGGGGUUCUCUCCAGAAGAGAAUUCAAGAGUUCGAAGCUUCCACAAGAGAGAAGGAAGCUGAUUUUGCAAUAAGAAUGGAAGAAGAAGUGAGUGAAAGAAAAAAACUUGAAAAGGAAGUUGAAAUUUUCAGGGAGAGAAUUGAAGACAUGGAAAUGAAGAGAGAGCAAAGCAAUGAGAUUUUGUCUAAAUGCUUGGAGUCUCUUCCAUCAGCAAAUGUGAGCUUGGAAAGGAUCAUAAAAAAUGUGGCUGUAGAAAAAACUGAUGAUGAUGAUGAUGAUGGCAAGUUCAUUAAAGGCAUAGAAAAGAGUGAUUCAAUGCGUUUGGAAUGGGAAUUGACUGAAGAGCUAUUGGUAGUUACAAGACUUGCUUCUGAGGCUGAAGAGAAGGUGAAUGAGUACAAAGAAUUGAGGAAGAAGGAGAAGAGGGAGUUGGAGAAUAGUGUGGUGAGUUUGACAGAGGAGAAUAGAGAUAUCAACAGUUUGCUGAGAGCAGCCUUGUUGGAGAAGGAAGCUGUGGAGAAGAGGUUGAAGGUGAAUAGCGAGCAGAAGAGAGUUGCCCUUUUGCAGAUUGCGGAGCGAGGUUUGCAGAGAGUUGGUUUUGGGUUUAUGAUGGGAAGUGGUAACACUGAGCAAUCACUAGAGAGUUUUUCAGGAACCAAGUCAGAUAGCAGUGAGUGUGAAGAGGAGGUAGUAAGCCUGGCAUCAACUGUGGAGAGGAUAAUGAAGAAUUUACGGCUUGAGAUAACUAAGUUGAGGCGUUCUUUGGAAGAAUCCAGGUCAGACACCGAGCGAUUGCAGAGUCUUACAGAGAAACAAGCUCAAACUAUUGAAGAAAACAAGUUAUACAUCAAGGAGUUAGAGGAAAGAGAGAGGGUGUUGACUCAAAAUGUUGAGGAAUUCCUGUUGGAAAUUAAGGAAACAGAAGCAGAGGUAGCUAGAUGGAGAGAAGCUUGUGAAUUAGAAGUUGAAGCUGGGAAAGCUGAGAUUCAAGAACGCGACAAAGUGGUAAAAUUUCAUUCCUUUCAGUUUGAUGCUUUCUUUCCAGAUUGGCAUUCUGAAACAAGAAUUAGAAAAAACAAAGGGUGCUUUGGACAUAUCAAGUGGCAAACUAAAGCUGAAAGAAGAACUUGCUGCUGCAGCCAUGGCUGCACAGGCUGCAGCAGAGAAGUCCUUACAGCUAGCUGACAGCAGGGCUGCAGGGUUCCGUGAGAGGAUAGAGGACUUAUCCAGGCAAUUAGAAGAAGCAGAAACUCGAGAGCGACAUAAUCGUAGGGUGAGACAUAUAUGUUGGCCAUGGCGAGUCCUCAAAACCAAUGCAACUAACAAUGUAAAUAAUAGAGUGCGAGAUGUUCGACGCAUGAUACCAGAAAUGCAAGCAUUUCUUCAUUAAAAUGUUAAAUUCAUAUUGAAUUUAUUUCAUAUCGAGAUCUUCAUAUGUUUAGCUACCUUCUCUUCUUUUAUUUAUUUGUUCAUUAUUCAUUUUUA
Molecule: messenger RNA, 1960 nt
Organism: Humulus lupulus (European hop)
Lineage: Eukaryota; Viridiplantae; Streptophyta; Magnoliopsida; Rosales; Cannabaceae
Exons: 5
Coding region: 215-1660 (481 amino acids)
Source: RefSeq, a predicted model, not a curated record